UCUUUACUCUCUUUCUCGACUCUAUAUAAACUCUCUCGCAUCUUCCAAUUUUCCACACAACUCACAAAACAUGUCUCCUUCGUUUCUCUCCUCCACUGCUUUCUUCUUUAUCGUUAUACUCUAUUUGGGUCUCUGCCAUGUCUCUCAUGGAACUCAACAAGCUACUUACAUCGUUCACAUGGGGAAAUCCCAGAUGCCCUUGAGCUUCGACCACCACUCUCUCUGGUACGAUUCCUCACUCCGGUCCGUCUCAGAAUCAGCUGAAAUGCUUUACACUUACAAAAAUGCCAUUCAUGGAUUCGCCACUCGGCUUACUCCCCAAGAAGCCAACUCGCUCAUGACCCGACCAGGUGUCAUCUCGGUUCAACCAGAGCAGCGUUACGAGUUACACACCACUCGUACUCCACUGUUCCUCGGUCUGGACGUACACAACUCCGGCCUGUUCCCCGAAACCGGCCCAUCUAGCAACGUCGUCGUUGGAGUUCUCGACACUGGUGUUUGGCCAGAGAGCAAAAGCUUUUCCGACGCAGGAUACGGUCCCAUUCCACCUACAUGGAAAGGUGGCUGCGACCCUGGGACUAGAUUUACAGCUUCGCUCUGUAACCGCAAACUAAUAGGAGCUAGAUUUUUCGUCCGAGGCUACGAAGCAAUUAAUGGGCCAGUGGACGAGUCCAAAGAGUCGAAAUCGCCUAGAGAUGACGAAGGUCACGGAACACACACGGCGUCGACAGCGGCCGGAUCCAUCGUGGAAGGAGCUAAUCUUUUGGGCUUCGCUAAUGGAACAGCUCGUGGGAUCGGUUAUGGCGCUCGUGUGGCUGCUUACAAAGUUUGUUGGAGAACUGGUUGCUUCACGUCAGAUAUUUUAGCUGGAAUCGAUAAAGCCAUCGAAGAUAAUGUCAAUGUUCUGUCGAUAUCUCUCAGCGGUAGAAGGACAGGUUAUACAGACGAUGUUGCCAUUGGAGCUUUUGCGGCCAUGGAAAAAGGGAUCUUUGUUUCCUGCUCUGCUGGUAAUAAUGGCCCCUUCCCUUCCAGUGUAGCGAACGUAGCUCCGUGGAUUACUACGGUUGGUGCUGGUACACUGGAUCGUGAUUUUCCUGCGCUCGCGAUUCUCGGCAACGGGAAAAAAUAUACUGGAGUUUCCUUGUUUAGAGGAGAUGCUCUUCCGCCUAAAAUGUUGCCGUUUGUUUACGCUGGGAAUGCUAGUAACAAUGCUACCUAUGGGAAAUAUUGUUUUCCCGGAACACUGAUUCCCGAUAAGGUAAAGGGGAAGAUAGUUAUGUGCGAGAAAGGAAGGAGUGCUAACGUUGAGAAAGGGGAGGUGGUGAAAGCUGCUGGUGGUCUCGGAAUGAUUCUUCCGAAUACAGCCUUUGACGGGGAAGAGCUUUUGGCGGAUGCUUUUAUGUUAUUGGCGACCACUGUGGGAAAGAAAGCCGGUGACAUUAUCCGUCACUACACCUUGACCGAUCCGAAUCCCACAGCUUCAAUUGUGAUCCAAGGAACGGUCGUCAACGUUCAACCUUCUCCUGUGCUCGCAGCUUUCAGCUCCCGAGGACCUAAUCCCAUAACACCAAACAUUCUCAAACCGGACCUGAUUGCUCCUGGUGUCAAUAUCCUCGCCGCUUGGACCGGAGCUGUAGGACCUUCCGGACUCGAUUCCGACACUCGCCGCGUGGAGUUCAACAUCAUCUCGGGAACGUCCAUGUCUUGCCCUCACGUCAGCGGCUUAGCGGCUCUUCUCAAGUCUGUGCAUCCCGAAUGGAGCCCGGCGGCAAUUCGUUCGGCUCUCAUGACCACUGCUUACAAUACCUACAAAGACGGCAAGCCGAUCCUCGACGUCUUGACGUUGAAACCUUCAACGCCGUUUGGGCACGGUGCAGGACACGUGUCACCUGCGACUGCCGUCAGUCCAGGACUCAUCUACGAUCUAACAAGAGUGGAUUAUAUAGGUUUCCUCUGCGCAAUGAAUUACAAUUCGUCGCUGAUCAAAAUCAUAUCGAGAGGCAAUUACGCUUGCGAUGCAAGCAAAACGUACUCCGUCGCUGAUCUAAACUAUCCCUCCUUCGCCGUCAACGUCAACGGAUCUGACACGUACAAGUACACACGCACGGUCACAAACGUUGGAGGAGCUGGGUCAUACUCGGUUAAAGUAACGUCGGAGACAACUGCAGUUAAGAUUUCGGUUGAACCGGCUGUUUUGAAUUUCGAAGAAGUGAACGAGAAGAAAUCGUAUGCGGUGACGUUUACCGUUGACUCGUCUAAGCCGUCGGAGUCUAACAGCUUUGGCAGCAUUGAGUGGUCAGAUGGGAAACACGUGGUGGCCAGUCCAGUGGCAAUUAGCUGGACAUAGUAGUCAAAUUAUGACUAACUUGAGAAAGAAGAAAGGAUUUGACCAAAAAAAAAGAGAAAGAAGAAAGGCGAGCAGAUAUAUUGUAAUGCCGUUUUCAUAAGGACUCUGUUUAGCAAAACGACAUGCAGUCAAAUUAUCAUAUGAGACUUGAAUAUGAAAGUAAAAAAAAAGUUAAGACUG
Molecule: messenger RNA, 2527 nt
Organism: Raphanus sativus (radish)
Lineage: Eukaryota; Viridiplantae; Streptophyta; Magnoliopsida; Brassicales; Brassicaceae
Product: subtilisin-like protease SBT1.7
Exons: 1
Coding region: 71-2347 (758 amino acids)
Biological process (GO): proteolysis
Molecular function (GO): serine-type endopeptidase activity
Source: RefSeq, a predicted model, not a curated record